Molecule: messenger RNA, 6529 nt
Organism: Glossina fuscipes
Lineage: Eukaryota; Metazoa; Arthropoda; Insecta; Diptera; Glossinidae
Exons: 13
Coding region: 355-5544 (1729 amino acids)
Biological process (GO): G protein-coupled receptor signaling pathway
Cellular component (GO): membrane
Molecular function (GO): G protein-coupled receptor activity
Source: RefSeq, a predicted model, not a curated record
AAAAAAUAUAAAAAAAUACAUUGGAAUAGAACGAUAAGUUUAAUUAAAAUUUAAUUAAUUAGAAAUAUUUUGUCUCAAUGCAUUGUUCGGCAACUUGCACAAUCAAUGUGUCGGCGAAAUGUUGAUCAUGUUGUCAAGUAAUUUGAAUGUUGCAAAUGAAAUUUUAAACGUUCGUCAUUACUUAGUAUCGCGCUCUCAGUAUUACAUGAAUUGCGUUAGAAAAGUACGAAUCAGAAGCAAAAGGUAGUUAGUCAAAUGAACGAGAAAAAUUAAACGUGACGUGAAAAGAAGAACAAAAAUAAGAAGAUAAGGAGUGAAAAUUUAAUUUUAAAGCAAUCACUAAAGUAAUUGAAAAUGCUAACGAUACAUAAGGUAACAACAUUUUUUGUAACAAUCACGGCGUCUACAGUGCUUAUGCUGAUUAUAACUUGCCUUUCAACUCACGCUAAUGAACAGAACGUCAUGGUUAAUGGCAAUUUGCCUAUUGGUGAGAAUAUCAAUAUACGUCACGAACGUUCUAAAGUGAGACAUACCGCAGAAAAAGAGCAGCAACACCAACACCAACACCAGCAACACCAGCAACAACAGCAACAACAGCAACAGCGUAAACAGAAAAACAUGUUAAAAAAAUUGCUUGUCACGUCGGAUGUAGACGACGAUAAUGAAGGUUUUGGCAAAGCGAGCAAUUUAACACAAAAACAGCACAAUGUGGCAGCUAUCUCGUUACAACAUGAUUAUGGUAAUAACGGUAAUACAACGAUAGCGAUAAUAAAACGUCGUCAUAAUAAUGAGAAUUUUACAACAACUUUAGUGAAUCCUGGUAUUGGGAUAAAAGCAAGAAAUCUCAUUGAGUUCAACCACUUCAACGGUCAAGUAAAUGCACACUACGCGACAGACAGGCCAGCAUAUUUAACGACCUCGGUUACGAUGAUGCCAGCAGUAACACAUAGAAUACGUAAAUUGCAUAAAAAAGAAAUCACGGAAAGUUUACGUCGCAAUAAUUCUAACGGAAGCCGAAAAGUUGGUGACGAUGAUGGCGGUAACCAUCGUCGCAGUUUAGUUCAGGCCGAACAACUACAGCGUCGUUUGUUAACCAAUAUUAAUAAUAAUAAUAAUAAUAAUAAUAAUAAUAACAAUAAUGAUGACGAGGAUGAUGAGAAAAAUGUUGUUGGUCAACAGUUGAAAAUCGCUUUACAAAAUGAUAAUUUCAUUAAUUACGAUUUUUCCUAUCAAAAUGAUGAGGAGCAAAUAACAAAUGUUGAAUUUGCUGGGAACGAUGAAUACGAUGCCACGACUCUUUCUACGAUGCAAGCAAUAAAGCAUAAUGAUAAGCUUUUUGAUGAAGAUAUUCGAACAAAAUUAAAAAAAUCUUCAGAAAUUAUUUUGAAAGAAGUUGAGAAUGACUUACCCGUUGAUCCUAGUUACAGUCCCCAGCCGAUUUUGAAUGUUUUGAAUUUGUCUCGUGUCUAUCAUGAUUUACACUUGGAAGAAAUUGAAAAUGAUUUGACCGUCGAACAAACGACUACGUUACCCUUAAAUUUUGAUGAUUUAGUUACCGAUCAACUAUCGGAUGCGAUUAAUCAAAGCAAAUUUCAUCUUUUCUCUCAGAACCCGGAUAGAACCGAAGAUUCACAAUUGUGGUCAAUAGAAAAUGAAAAUUUCAUGAAUUCACCGCGACUUUCAGCCAGCACCAGUGUUGGCGGUAAAGGCCUGGACACUACACGUAUAUAUAAAUUGCAAGAAAUUAAUUUUAUUGAUUCUUCCGAUGAUAAUGACAGUGCCACGAAUAGUCCAAACGAUAAUAAUGAUAAUAUUAACAAUAGCAUUAUGGAUGAUGCUUUCCUAAAUAGUAAUAAUAAUAAUAAUAACGAUAAUAAUAAUAAUAAUAAUCUGGAAUUUUCUUCUGGCGAAUCGGAAACGGAAGAUAUGAAUAAUUUCAGCUUGAAUAGUGAAGAUGAUGAAACAAAUCAUUUCCUUGAAGGUGUUGUCGAUGCCGCGAAUUCCGAUGAAAUUUACGAUUGGGAUGAAAUAUCCCGUAAUAAUCGUCGUAAUUUAAUGCGCGGUCGCGAUGUUGUUACGAAAUUUUUACAAAUUGUUGAAACACAGCAUUCUCUCGGUUCGAAUUGUGAAGCGGGUACAUCAUUAAAUCUCGGUGAAGGUGUUGUCGAUCGGUAUGCUCAGGAUCGUUUUCGUAUCGAGGCGGAGGUGGCAGUAAAUCGUGCUAACAUGUUGACCAGGAUUUUUAAAAUGACCUCACCAGCUACUCAAGGGGAUAUAAAUCUCUUGCAUGCUUCGGUUUUAUCAAUGGUGGAAUUCGAUGAUGAUAUCUUUGCCGCUGGCAACUGCUUUGAUUGGAAUGAACAUCCGGCCCAGCCGGGUUUAUUUUGCCCUUUUGCUUAUCGUUUACCGCCACCGAAUUUGGGUGCAAUUCUAGCCAAAGAUUUAGCAAUGGAAUAUCAUUAUCUGGGCAACACUUCAGAAUGGUUUUUUCAAGCACGCAAAAAUGCUGAAAAAGUGAUAGCACGCAACGAACAAUACUUGAAAGCAUUUCAUUUAUAUUCAAAUAAAAGCGAUGAACGUAUCGAGGAUGAUACGUUGGCGGUUAAAUAUGAAGACGGCAGAUGGUCGAAGCCGUACUAUGAUUGUGGCGGUGGCAACAUAUGGAUGCUAACAUAUACGGUGCCAUUCUUUGGUUAUGAAAAUGGAACUUAUCAUUUUAAAGGUACAUCUGGCAUCGAUAUAGAUUUGCGUCGAGUUGAUAUUGACCAGUGUCCGCAACGUAAUACCCCAGGUACCACGCAACCAUUGAAUAUAUUUGCAGGCACAGACAAAUGCAAGCAGCGUACAACGAUGUGCGAAGCUCUUAAGGGCUUGGGAUUUCGUCGCGGCUCUUAUAAGUGUGUCUGCCGUAAAGGCUAUUAUUUUCCCGAUACCGGAAGUCAGCACAAAUAUUUCAAUGGCAGCUUACUGGAAGUGGAAUACGAAAAACUUAUGCUGGGUAAAAACUCAACAUACAAUAUUGUCAAUGAGUACGAAUGCUUGCAAUGUGCUGAAGGUUGUGAUUAUUGUGAGGACGGUUCCCCUUGCAUAGCAGCGCUCAACUGGCCAAUGCGUACUAGCAUUUUGGUGCUGGCCUGCAUAGUCAUUGGUUUGCUGCCACCAGCCGCCUGGUUUACGUUCCGUUAUCAGCAAGUUAAGGUGGUGCGAGCUGCUAGUCCUGCAUUAUUACGCGUUAUAGCCCUGGGUGCUUUCCUUAUAUAUUGCACAAAUAUCGUUAUGUAUCCCAAUCCGAAUUUAUACACUUGCACAGCUCGCAUUUGGCUGAGAGAAAUUGGGUUUUCCUUAACAUAUGGUGCUUUGAUGUUAAAAACAUGGCGCAUUUCUGUUAUAUUUCGUGUGCGAUCUGCUAAGGCAGUAAAAAUUACGGAUGCGGCUUUGCUUAAGCGCUUAGGUUGCAUUUGUGGUGCCAUCGGUACAUGCUUAUUGGUGCGCACAUUAGUCUCGCCGCCUGAUGUCGUUGUGGGACGUACUGCUGAUGAUCUAAAGGCGUUCCUAUGUAAAACUGAUUGGUGGGAUUACACGUUCACUUCAAUGGAGGUUGUAUUCUUGGCUUGGGGUGUGCGUUUAUGUAUAAUGGUGCGUAAGGCGCCCUCAGAAUUUAAUGAAAGCCGUUUCAUUUCGAUGGCCAUAUACAAUGAGUUUCUACUAACAUGUUUCUUAAAUGUGUCCAUGUUAUUUUUGCAAUCUCCUGCCAAUCCAGAUUUACUUUAUAUCAUAUUUUUUUGCCAUACCCAGCUGACCAUAACGCUACUGUUGUGUUUAAUAUUUGGCAGUAAGGUUUAUAUAGUAUUACGUAGCGGUAAAUCACAUCAAGAGAGCAUUAGUAUGGGUGCCAAGUCAACAGGGGCGAAAUUUAAUUUUCGACCCCAAGUGCGCACGUUUGUUAAUACUGGCUCGGUAACGGCAUCAACAGCCCCCAUAGCCGGUACCAGUUCGCUGGAAAAUAAACUCUCCGAACAAGAGGCUUUAGAAGAAAUACGUCAGCUCAGUGUCCAACUACAGCGCAUACAAGAGAUGGCACCACCCAAAGGAGUAGCGGUUAUGACCAUUUCCAGUUUGUUGGACGGUUUGAAAACACCGGGUGGCGUGAUGAUGGUGGCUGCUGCCGCCACUCAAGCUGUUACAAGUGCAAAUCAAUUAACCUUAUCUCAACGCAAGCCGGAAGCAUUGCCUUUACUAUCGCUGAACAACGAAAUGCAAAAGUACACUCAACUCAAAGUGCCAACUUUGUCUCUUCCACCUACAACUGCAACUAGCAACACUAUCCCAGCAACGGUCAACAAUAAUGUAUGCAGUUCGUCAACUAUAGCGGCCAACGAACUGCAACCAUUAUCACAACCACCGUCCACGUAUGUGACAACAAUGACAACAAACAAUACAACGAAAUUGGAAUCGCAGUUGAAAAGUUAUUGCAAAGAAAAAUCCAUAAAUACUGACUUGAGCGGAAAUUGUAUUUCAGUAGAAAUGUUGUCAAAUCAUCGUAUCAUUUGCGGACGUUGCUAUGAGCAAUGUACGCAACACUAUCAUACCAUGACCGCCACCGCCACCGCCACCGCCAAUUCACCCUGUAAACAUUCGCACGAGCUUGCGAUGCAACAACCGGUGAAUAAAUGUCAACUGUUGGGCUCGCCGCAGCCCGAGGGUAUUGGUUUAAGAUUUAAAAAUGUUAAACUCGACUGCAUGUGUUCGCAAGCCGAUGAUUUGGAUCAAUUACCGCAGAGACGUAUCAGUUGUAGGAAACGCUCAGCUGCCACUAACACGCCGCCCUGCACGAGUCGUAAUAGGUAUAAUCAGUCAAAUCAAAGUAAUGCGAAAGUUAAAGGGCACAGCACCAGCAGUGCCAGCUUGCCUUGCGUGGAAGCGACAACCAUUGUACCUAGUGUAAGUUAUCGAAUUUGUGAUAGUUGUAAAACUAAAUUUAGCGUAAGUAGUAAAAUGACUAAAAAGAAACAUAGAAAAUUAGCUCAGUUAAGUAGUAAAUGUAGCAAAUUAUUAAGCGAAUUGGAGGAGAAGAAUAUCAAAACGUCGACAUCGAUAACAACAACGGCUUCUCAAAUUUUGGAAUAUGGUACUAACGUAACGCAACUAACGGAAAAAGUUUAUUCCACCGAUGAUAUUAUCUUUUAUACAACCACCGAUGAAGACGACGAAGAUGAAAACAACUAUAGUGAUAGCGAUAGUGAUAGUUAUGAGGAUAAUAACAGUAAAGGCAUUAAAUUGUCUUGCGAUGUUAGCAAAGUUAGUUUAUCAAAUUUAUCUUCUACUCACGAAGCCAAAGUUAGUGAAACCCAACCGCUUACCGAUACUAUCACUUUAACUUCUCAUGUUAUGCCGGAAAGUAACGCCGAAAAAUUGGAUACUGAGCAUAGUAAACCUUCCAGCUCCCAGACAACCGAUCCUUCGAACGGCAGACCAAAACGUCCCGACAAAUUAAUUCUAAACUUAAACGAUCGCUCCAAAUUCACUAAAGAAGUUUCCGUCUGAGUUCCGACACCAGCUAAUAAUGUCUCUUUCAAUUUAUUAUAAUUGAUUAUUUAACUUAACUUCUUAACUUCUAUUCUUUAUUUACAUUUUGGUUGAAACAUUUGCUUUUACUUAGUUGGUGAGAAUCUUAAAGCUAAACACAUUUACUCAUUACCAGGAAGUAUAGAGUGCGUUUUCACGUCCACGUGCUUCGGAAACCCUUUCUUAAUGGCAAGUGAUUUAUCAAUUCUUUUUUACUAUCUGCUGUUGAUGUCCUGACUUGCACGAGGAAGACAAAUCAUUCUAGCUAUGUUUCUGUGUUGCCCUGAAACAAACCUAGAAUGACUCGAGCGUUAAGCAUAGGUAUGAAAAGUUUUAAAGUAUUUUCCUUUAUUUACGUCAAGUUUUACAUCUCAUGUUGCUUAACAUAUUUACAUUAUUUGCAAGUAGUCGAUAUUUAGUUAUUUUAUAAAUGUUUCGCUAAACAAUCCUCGUCUAUUUUGACAAUGGAUUUUGGACCUUGACUAAGAAGACAUGCAUACGGUUAUAAUUUUUUCGUUUUCGUUCUUAAUGGCGGUAAGAGCCAGAAGACUGAGAAGUCAGUGAACAUAAAUGACCAAAUCAAUCCAAACUCACGGCCCGAUCAAAAGUAUAUUAAAAGUAUAUAAAAAUCGUAAGAUUUUUCCAAAUUUUCUUAUUUAAAAUGUCAAAGCCAGCCGAAUAAGAGAAAUAUAACGAAAAGUAUUGUUUAUAGCUUAGAGCAUAAAAAGUGAAAGGAGCGAAGUAUCCAAGAUUUCUUCUAUAUAGUACAAAGAAAGUUUCUUCCUUUUUGUGGGAAGCUGUCGGAAAAGCUCGUGCAACUCUGAUAAACGAUGCAAAAAUUCAAUGACCAAAGCAUAAUUUUGCCCAAUAGAAAAAAAAUAAAAAAUUUCAUAUCACUUAAAACAGAUUGAAAGGACUUCCGAAGACAAUCACCAACAAUUUAAUAAAUGUUUAAUAUAUUUUA